Molecule: messenger RNA, 696 nt
Organism: Colletotrichum orchidophilum
Lineage: Eukaryota; Fungi; Ascomycota; Sordariomycetes; Glomerellales; Glomerellaceae
Exons: 2
Coding region: 1-696 (231 amino acids)
Source: RefSeq, a predicted model, not a curated record
AUGGCCACCAAGCCGGACACAAGUGCCGGAGAUCCCCUCAGCACCAAGAACCAACUGCUCCAAGCCGGUGCUUCAGUGGUGCAGGACUUUGCACCGUUGAGAAAUGUAUGCGCUCAUCUCAAUGCCUUCCACGCAUACGCCUCUGACCCAACUCGCGUAGUCGAGGCAAACCACUACUGCGGACACUUGAACGAAGACAUCCGCCAAUGCAUCCUCUACGAUAGUCCGGAAACGAAUGCGCGCAUCAUAGGCAUCGAGUACAUGAUCACCCCCAAGCUGUACGAGACUCUGGAGUCGGAGGAGCGCAAGCUCUGGCACAGCCAUGUGUACGAGGUCAAAUCGGGUAUGCUCAUCAUGCCGCAGGUAAAGCUGCCCGACUCGGCAUGGGAAGCGGCAGAGAACAGGGAGAUGGAGCAAGUCGUUCAACUAUACGGAAAAGUGUUCCACCUCUGGCAGGUCGACAAAGGCCACCAGCUGCCCUUGGGCGAACCGCAACUCAUGACUAGCUUCACCCAGCCCGGCCAGCUCGACUUUGAGAAAUACGUUGAUGAGCGAGACAAAAGGUUCAAGUCAGAUUAUAAGCGCAAAGAGGAGGCCCGGAAGCACAUUGCGAGCCCGUUGGUUCAUACCGACGCUGACCAAGCAUGGAAGGCCAAGAAAGAAGGGAGUCUCGCAAUAAAAAGUGCCAAACACUGA